AGGAGCCCAGCUGGCUUCACCCAGUGGCUGCCUCACCUGGGGCCGCAGGUGGAACUGCCGGCCAGUCCCGCACGCCCUGCGCCCCGCCCUCCUCAGCCCUUGGGCGGUCUAUGGGACCAGGUGCUCCUGGAGCAGGGGGCGGCGCUCCUGGGGCAGGCUCCAGCUGGCGCAGGAGCCCGUGAGAGGGAGUUUUACCGUGUUAGCCAGGAUGGUCUCCAUCUCCUGACCUCGUGAUCCGCCUGCCUCGGCCUCCCAAAGUGCUGGAAUUACAGGACAAUGACCUAAUAAGAUGGUUAAUCAUCACGGGACUCUUAAAAACAAACAAAUAAAAAGCCAACUAACCAUUUAAAGUGAGACUUUAACAUCAGAAAAAGGAUGGACUUGUUGCAGUUGCUGUAGCAUUCAAAGUCCAGGUGAUCAUUUCAAACCAAGCAUCAGCAACAAUUAAAAAUAUUCACGUGGUAUAUGUAGUUUAAUAAUGGACCAACAUCAACAUUUGAAUAAAACAGCAGAGUCAGAAUCUUCAGAGAAAAAGAAAACAAGACGCUGCAAUGGAUUCAAGAUGUUCUUGGCAGCCCUGUCAUUCAGCUAUAUUGCUAAAGCACUAGGUGGAAUCAUUAUGAAAAUUUCCAUCACUCAAAUAGAAAGGAGAUUUGACAUAUCCUCUUCUCUUGCUGGUUUAAUUGAUGGAAGCUUUGAAAUUGGAAAUUUGCUUGUGAUUAUAUUUGUAAGUUACUUUGGAUCUAAACUACACAGACCGAAGUUAAUUGGAAUUGGUUGUCUCCUUAUGGGAACUGGAAGUAUUUUGACAGCUUUACCACAUUUCUUCAUGGGAUAUUAUAGGUAUUCUAAAGAAACCCAUAUUAAUCCAUCAGAAAAUUCAACAUCAACUUUAUCAACCUGUUUAAUUAAUCAAACCUUAUCAUUCAAUGGAACAUCACCUGAGAUAGUAGAAAAAGAUUGUGUAAAGGAAUCUGGGUCACACAUGUGGAUCUAUGUCUUCAUGGGGAAUAUGCUUCGUGGCAUAGGGGAAACCCCCGUAGUACCAUUGGGGAUUUCAUACAUUGAUGAUUUUGCAAAAGAAGGACAUUCUUCCUUGUAUGUAGGUAGUUUGAAUGCAAUAGGAAUGAUUGGUCCUGUCAUUGGCUUUGCACUGGGAUCUCUGUUUGCUAAAAUGUACGUGGAUAUUGGAUAUGUAGAUCUGAGCACUAUCAGAAUAACUCCUAAGGACUCUCGUUGGGUUGGAGCUUGGUGGCUUGGUUUCCUUGUGUCUGGACUAUUUUCCAUUAUUUCUUCCAUACCAUUUUUUUUCUUGCCGCAAAAUCCAAAUAAACCACAAAAAGAAAGAAAAGUUUCACUAUCAUUGCAUGUGCUGAAAACAAAUGAUGAUAGAAAUCAAACAGCUAAUUUGACCAACCAAGGAAAAAAUGUUACAAAAAAUGUGACUGGUUUUUUCCAGUCUUUGAAAAGCAUCCUUACCAAUCCCCUGUAUGUUAUAUUUCUGCUUUUGACAUUGUUACAAGUAAGCAGCUUUAUUGGUUCUUUUACUUACGUCUUUAAAUAUAUGGAGCAACAGUAUGGUCAGUCUGCAUCUCAGGCUAACUUUUUGUUGGGAAUCAUAACCAUUCCUACGAUUGCAACUGGAAUGUUUUUAGGAGGAUUUAUCAUUAAAAAAUUCAAAUUGUCUUUAGUUGGAAUUGCCAAAUUUUCAUUUCUUACUUCAAUGAUAUCCUUCUUGUUUCAACUUCUAUAUUUCCCUCUAAUCUGUGAAAGCAAAUCAGUUGCCGGCCUAACCUUGACCUAUGAUGGAAAUAAUUCAGUGGCAUCUCAUGUAGAUGUACCACUUUCUUAUUGCAACUCAGAGUGCAAUUGUGAUGAAAGUCAGUGGGAACCAGUCUGUGGGAACAAUGGAAUAACUUACCUGUCACCUUGUCUAGCAGGAUGCAAAUCCUCAAGUGGUAUUAAAAAGCAUACAGUGUUUUAUAACUGUAGUUGUGUGGAAGUAACUGGUCUCCAGAACAGAAAUUACUCAGCGCAUUUGGGUGAAUGCCCAAGAGAUAAUACUUGUACAAGGAAAUUUUUCAUCUAUGUUGCAAUUCAAGUCAUAAACUCUUUGUUCUCUGCAACAGGAGGUACCGCAUUUAUCUUGUUGACUGUGAAGAUUGUUCAACCUGAAUUGAAAGCACUUGCAAUGGGUUUCCAGUCAAUGGUUAUAAGAACACUAGGAGGAAUUCUAGCUCCAAUAUAUUUUGGGGCUCUGAUUGAUAAAACAUGUAUGAAGUGGUCCACCAACAGCUGUGGAGCACAAGGGGCUUGUAGGAUAUAUAAUUCCGUAUUUUUUGGAAGGGUCUACUUGGGCUUAUCUAUAGCUUUAAGAUUCCCAGCACUUGUUUUAUAUAUUGUAUUCAUUUUUGCUGUGAAGAAAAAAUUUCAAGGAAAAGAUACCAAGGCAUCGGACAAUGAAAGAAAAGUAAUCGAUGAAGCAAACUUAGAAUUCUUAAAUAAUGGUGAACAUUUUGUACCUUCUGCUGGAACAGACAGUAAAACAUGUAAUUUGGACAUGCAAGACAAUGCUGUUGCCAACUAACAUUGCAUUGAUUCAUUAAGAUGUUAUUUUUGAGGUGUUCCUGGUCUUUCACUGACAAUUCCAACAUUCUUUACUUACAGUGGACCAAUGGAUAAGUCUAUGCAUCUAUAAUAAACUAUAAAAAAUGAGAGUACCCAUGGUUAGGAUAUAGCUAUGCCUUUAUGGUUAAGAUUAGAAUAUAUGAUCCAUAAAAAUUUAAAGUGAGAGGCAUGGUUAGUGUGUAAUACAAUAAAAAGUAAUUGUUUGGUAGUUGUAACUGCUAAUAAAACCAGUGACUAGAAUAUAAGGGAGGUAAAAAGGAGAAGAGAGAUUAAUAGCCUAAAUAAAGAGAAAAGCCUGAUGCCUCUAAAAAAAAUGAAACACUUUGGAUGUAUUACUUAGGCCAAAAUCUAGCCUGGAUUUAUGCUAUAAUAUAUAUUUUCAUGUUAAGUUGUAUAUUUUUCAGAAAUUAUAAAUAUUAGUAAUUUAAAAUUUGAAUUUGUGUUUGACUAACAACCUCGAUGGAUCUUCUUCCAACCUCCCAUUAAGAUCCUGCAGAAGAAAUAGAAAUAUUCAAAUAUUGCGAGGUGUAAUUGUGAGACAACAUAUUAUAAUAUGUGUUAAGUUUCUACUGGACCCAUGGAAGUGGAUUAAGAAAAACCGACUUUAGCUUGAGAAAGCAAAACCCAUUGAUAAGAUGUGUCUUCAUUGCAUCUGUCUGUUCUCUGGGAGAAGCAAAAUCUGUGUUACUUUCUUGCAUACUUGUUUGUUUAUUCAUUGUGCACAAGAAGAUAUCUUCCACAUCUUCACAAGCUGGAUAAGAAAUAGAGAAAAUGAGAUCAAAUAUUUAAAUAUUGCAUUUUCUGGUAGCGAUGCAGGAUAUUUCUUGGCCUCUUCACUGGACUCACAAUAGAGGUGCCCUGUUUAUUUGGUCUGCCAUGCUCAGCCCCUUGUGGGAGGGAGAGUGUGAGUGACCAAGUGCAGGACCAUGUGGGCUGUUCUGGUCAUCGACACAGAAACAAGCUCUGUGAGUUUCCCAUGGCCAGACCAGGUGCGAGUGAGUGAAUGCUGGACCUGGGCAACCACUUCAGGCACUGAAACGAGUGAGUUACAUGCAGGGCUGGCAGCCAGACAAGGUGCAAGGGUGCUCAUGAUCCUGAAGCCCCAGAGGGGUUGUUAUGGUGCUCCUUUAGUUCCACCGUCUACAGUCUAACAGAUGGCAGCAUGUUAGCAGCUCAGUUGGCCCCUUGUCUCUUUACCUUGGGUGACUACCCUCUGCCAGUGAGGGCAAAGGCCAAUGUGACAGAUUUUUCUGGGUACCUGCAUUCGGUGGGUUCCAGGCCCUUGUCUGGUGUCCAAGAAGAAUGAGGUCACAUUGACAGUUGAAGGGUGGUGAAGGUGGAGAAUUUUAAUGAGUAAUGAAAAUGACUCUCAGUGGAGAGGGGAGCUGGAGAGGGGAUGGGAAGGGCCGGUUGUCUUCCCCGAAGUCCUGCUGUCUGUUCCUCAAAUUCAGGCUGUCUCCCCCAGUCUACCAGCUGAGUCUGGAGUCUUUAUAGGCACAGGAUGGGGAGUGUGUGCUGACUGGUUUCUGAGUAUGCAAAAAAGGUUAAAGUGAAGGCACCACUCAAAGGUGGGCAUGACAGUAUAGAAAACCAAUUAAGAAAGAGUAGUUAUAUCUAAAAUAGGUGGAGGGUGGGACCAGUCAGAGGAAAGCCUGCCAAAUAAGAAGACAACUUCUCAAUCUGGUCUAAGGCUUUAACUUGUAGCCUGGCUUUUGGACUUUAAACUGUCUUCAGCUUGGAGGUGGGGUUUCACCGGGCACCUGCGCCUAUCUGCCUAGGCAUUUGGCUGUCUCCUGUCACUAUCAGGAGCAACAUCUCUACUUAGUGAAUGCUAGAGGUUGUAGUUUAUAAUUCGCAAUUGGUUAAAAGAUGUUUUGUAUCAGAAUCAACUGUAAAAUAUAUUUUAAAAGAAAUAUAACUAUAUACCUACUGUAGAGAUUCCAAAUUCAAACAUGUGUGAUAUAGCUUGGAUAUCUUUAAAACAUUCCACAUGAUGCUAGGAUUCCUUGAUAGACCACCAUGGUAUAGGAGAAGGUAUACCUAAGUGUAGCAAAGUCACAAGAAAUUAUUACUAGAAUAUGGGAACUGGCUUGGAAGAUAUAUACGUGUGUGUGUGUGU
Messenger RNA from Gorilla gorilla gorilla (western lowland gorilla), 4747 nucleotides. RefSeq names its product solute carrier organic anion transporter family member 1B3 (gene SLCO1B3). NCBI's taxonomy places the organism in Eukaryota, Metazoa, Chordata, Mammalia, Primates, Hominidae. Gene Ontology annotation, cellular component: basolateral plasma membrane. The record is from RefSeq and is a predicted model, not a curated record. The coding region runs from base 479 to 2587 and encodes 702 amino acids. Gene Ontology annotation, biological process: transmembrane transport; sodium-independent organic anion transport; bile acid and bile salt transport. The transcript is spliced from 17 exons. Gene Ontology annotation, molecular function: protein binding; bile acid transmembrane transporter activity.